Molecule: messenger RNA, 303 nt
Organism: Gongylonema pulchrum
Lineage: Eukaryota; Metazoa; Nematoda; Chromadorea; Rhabditida; Gongylonematidae
Source: the annotation of a GenBank genome assembly
AUGAGCCAGGCUGUCUUGCCAGCUAGUAAUAAUAACAACGGUAAUACCAAUGGUGCCAAUGACCAGUGGAUGAAAUACUACAGUCAGUGGUAUGCCAACAACCAGCGGUUGCAACAGGAGCAGCAGCAGCAGCCGGCAGUUGCUAGUUCGGAGAUCGGUCAGUCGCUUGAAGUUACCGGACCUGAAAUACAGCAAACAAGUCAGGAAUCAACUGCUGGCAGUCAUCAGCAGCAGCGGCAUGAACAGCAUCAACAACAACAACCACAGGUACUGUGUAUUACCUUGCUGCUUCGCUUUGUUUAA